This is a messenger RNA of Staurois parvus, 327 nucleotides long. The record is from the annotation of a GenBank genome assembly. Lineage: Eukaryota; Metazoa; Chordata; Amphibia; Anura; Ranidae.
CAUAAGUUUUGGAAAGGUGUACGCAGACAGUUCUCUUCAGUCAUGUGCAGAUGUAUUGGCUCCUCCCCUUCAGUCUUGUGCAGGUGUACCGGCUCCCCCCUUCAGUCUUGUGCAGGUGUACCGGCUCCUCCCCUUCAGUCUUGCACAGGUGUACCGGCUGCUCCCCUUCAGUCUUACACAGCUGUACCGCUCCUCCCAUUUAGUCUUACACAUGUGUACUGGCUCCUCCCAUUCAUUCUUACACAGUUGUACCAUCUCCUCCCCUUCAGUCUUGCACAGGUGUACCGGCUCCUCCCCUUCAGUCUUGCACAGGUGUACCGGCUCCUC